Messenger RNA from Rhinichthys klamathensis goyatoka, 1538 nucleotides. It is a transcript of the gene arf6b, whose product is annotated as ADP-ribosylation factor 6b. Gene Ontology annotation, biological process: vesicle-mediated transport; intracellular protein transport. The coding region runs from base 748 to 1275 and encodes 175 amino acids. The transcript has 2 exons. Gene Ontology annotation, cellular component: cytoplasm. The record is from RefSeq and is a predicted model, not a curated record. Gene Ontology annotation, molecular function: GTP binding; GTPase activity. NCBI's taxonomy places the organism in Eukaryota, Metazoa, Chordata, Actinopteri, Cypriniformes, Leuciscidae.
UUCCGCUGGUUUGCGUUGACGUAGUCAGUUUCACACAGAACUCGGCUGAUUUUAGGAGUGAACACCGGGGUUGAGACUGCUAGAGAAUGGUGGCCCUCCGCAGGGACACGUGAGACAGUCGAAUUCAGGACGGUUGAAAUCGAUGCGGCUCCGCUUCAGACGGUCCAGAUGACAGACCUACCGGCCGGCCAAAUGAUCGCUUUUCCGCCGAGGCUCUGAACGUCUUCAGCUGCUAUCCGGUUACAUUUUUGGGGGACGGACGUGAGAGAGCCCCCGAGACGGACAUUCACACGCCAAGAGGAAGUCUUGAAAGACCGCAGGCUCUUAAAGAGGCCUCAGCACUUAAAGCCACGGAAAAAUCAUCGAAAAAUCGCUGCUUUUGUCGCAUCUCUGUGGAUUAAUAGUGAGUGUGGCAUUUUUCAAACGGGCACCUCCCUACAACCGAAGCAACAGCGCUGCAAAUCGAGCUUUGACCUUUUCGUCUAGUACUGAAAGUUUUCAGUACUGUCAUUUAAUCAGCUGAACAGUGGCCCGUAUCGGCUGGAAAUACAUUUUAUUAACACUGACUUUAUGCCCAGCAGCGUGAUAACUUUAUACACGUGUUCUGUUCACUUCUAAAUUUGACAUUCCCAACAAGAAAUCUUUAAAAAAAAAAAGCCCAUUUAUUUUCCUUUUGACAUACCCAUAUAAAACUCUUUUUUUUUCUUUUUUUUGGAGGGAAGUAACCAUUUAUGAACAGUUUGCAAAAUGGGGAAGAUGCUGUCAAAGAUAUUUGGCAACAAGGAGAUGAGAAUAUUGAUGCUCGGUCUGGAUGCCGCAGGGAAAACCACCAUCCUUUAUAAGUUGAAACUCGGCCAGUCCGUGACCACCAUCCCAACUGUCGGAUUCAACGUGGAGACGGUCACCUACAAAAACGUCAAGUUCAACGUGUGGGAUGUGGGCGGACAAGAUAAAAUCCGUCCCCUCUGGCGACAUUACUACACGGGCACGCAGGGGUUAAUUUUUGUGGUGGAUUGUGCAGAUAGAGAUCGCAUAGACGAGGCCAGGCAGGAACUCCACCGCAUCAUCAACGACCGCGAGAUGCGGGACGCCAUCAUUUUGAUUUUCGCCAACAAGCAAGACCUGCCGGACGCCAUGAAGCCGCACGAGAUCCAGGAGAAGCUGGGACUGACACGCAUCCGAGAUAGGAAUUGGUACGUGCAGCCCUCAUGUGCGACCACCGGAGAUGGACUGUACGAAGGCUUAACUUGGUUAACAUCUAACUACAAGUCUUAAUGAUACUGGCACUGACUGUUUAGGACAAAUGAACUCAAUAUGGGGAAAAUCAGAUGACCUCACCCAAUAUUUGUGCUGUUUUGAUUUAGAGUUAACAUUUAUUUUUGGUUAGUUUUCAAAUGACCCUUUUUUUGAAAUAACGUAAUGGGUUUGGCUUGCUUUUAGUUUCCUGUCUACUGUGACACAGCCGUGUCACACACCUCGGACUACUGCUUAACAUGAUAAAGCAUUCCUGAAUGAAGAUUAUCUAUUUUUUUGUUUGA